AUGGUGAGAACAAGGUUUCAAAAGGCUAAAAUAUUGAAUGAAGCAAUAAGAAAAUCUCGUUUGGCUGCGAGAAAUAAAUGGGAAAAGAAAACAAAGCAAGUUUUAGUGUUUGAUAAUGGUGGGAAAAUGGUGGGUGAAGUUAUGAAAGAAAAAGAUAAAGAGGACGAGAUGAUUUAUUUUGUUGAUGAACAUGCGUUUAUUGAAUCUAAGAAAAAAACCCAAAAAAAUGAAAUGAAGAUUGUGAAAAAAGAAGUUUUUGAUGAUGAUUUUGGUAAUGAUUAUGAUGUGUUUGAUGAUAAGAAGGGGAAUGAGAAACUGAUGGUUGAUGUUAAUGGUUAUGAUAGUGAUGAUUCUUGUCAAAUUAUACAUGAAUGUUAUAACCCACUAUUAUGUAGGUUGAAUAUUGAUGAUGUUGAUGAAGUUGAAAAAGAAUUGUCUGAUUCCAAGUCUAGUUCAUCAAGUGAAGAGGAUGGGGAUGUUUCUGAUAAGGAUUAUGAUGAUGAUGAUGGUGAUGGUAAUGAUGAUGAUGGCGAUGGUAAUGAUGACGAUGAUGAUGAUAAUGAUGAUGAUGAUGAUAAGUCUAGUAAGUUUGUUGAGAGAAAAAAGGAUCCUAGUGAUAAUAUUUUUGUUGGGAAUGUUAAUGAUGGUGAUGUUGUUUUUAUUGAUAGUGAUGAUAAUGAAGAAGGUGAUGAUGAUAAGUCUAGUAAGUUUGUUGAUAGAAUUGUUGAUAAUGAUAAUCAAAGGGAAGAGAAAAAGAAAGAAGGUCCAUUUGGGUGGGAUUGGGAGGUUGUGAAGGAGAAAAAACAAGAAAUUCAACCCAAAGUGAAAAGAGGAAGACCACCCAAAAACAUAAAUGUUGAGUCAAAAUUUGUGCCUUCAAAUAUUAAAGUUAAGAAAAAGGAGAAUAAUAAUGAGUUCCAAAACACACUCUUAAACACAGUUUUGGAUGGUGGAAAUGAAAUAUUAGAUGAGAUGUUUUCUAAGAAAAAUGAGUGUGAAAUUCCAUUGAAGUUUAGACUUGGAGGUGAUAAGAAAGUAGCUCUAAAAACUGAAGAAGAAGAAGAAUUUGAUGAACUUUUUAAAGAAUUUGAUUUUGCUCUUGCAGCUUGCAAUAUUGGUAUUGAUGAAUCUCAUAUGUACAAUAGUGAAGAUGGCAAUGAAGAUGUUCCAACCAAUUGUCCCAUUUUGCAAAAGAAACUUUGUACUAAAGGAAAACAUUAUCUCAUCCUCGAUGAGGAAAUCGGAGUCGUAUGCAAAUUCUGCUCUUAUGUAAAGCUCGAAAUGAAGUAUGUCAUGCCAGAAUUUCAUAAGAACCCGUUUGGAAGGGAGGACAGAAGACGCUAUGGAAGGUUCUAUUAUGAAGAUAACUUGGGUAACAAUUGUUUUCAGUUUCCCGAUUCUGGGUAUGAUCAUGAUGAUCAUUCAAUGUUCUCUGAUGAUGACACUGAAGGAACUGUGUGGGACCUUAUACCAGGGGUGAAGAGGACACUGUAUCCUCACCAGCGCGAAGGAUUUGAGUUCAUUUGGAGAAAUGUUGCAGGGGGGAUAAAAAUCGAUGAACUCGGGCAGUCUAGUGCUGACUUUGGUUUGGGCGGUUGCAUUAUAUGUCAUGCACCCGGGACAGGGAAGACUCGUCUUGCAAUUGUGUUCUUGCAAUCGUACAUGAAGCAAUAUAAGAAGGCGAAACCAAUAAUUGUAGCGCCUUUUAGUAUGCUUCGAACGUGGGAAGAAGAGUUUGCUAGGUGGGGUGUUGAUAUUCCGUUUUAUACCCUGAAUGAUACGGAGCUGACAGGGAAGGAGGACUCGAAGAUUGUUAGUUAUGUAGGGAAGGGAUGCAGAGACAAGAAGGUAAUCCGGAGUGUAAAGAUUUAUAGUUGGGCCUCAGGGAAGGGUGUUCUUGCGAUGAGCUAUGGACUUUUACGACAACUUGCUGGUGAGACAGACGGAGAUGAUAAGAUGAGGGAAAUUCUUCUUAAGACGCCAGGAAUAAUAGUUUUAGACGAAGGGCAUACAGCUAGAAAUGACGACAGUAGUAUAUGGAAAGUGUUGUCGGAGAUAUCUACUAAGAAAAGGGUGAUCUUAUCGGGAACACCAUUUCAGAAUAACUUUGAAGAGCUUCAUAACACAAUCUCGUUAGUGCGAGAAGAGUUUUGGGGACCGGUUUUAUCAGGGUAUUAUGAACAAGAUAGUAGAAGAAUUGACGAGUUCAGAAAAAGGAUCAAACCGUUCGUGCAUGUACAUAAGGGGGAGAUAUUCAAGAAGAUUUUAAAAGGGCUAUUCCAUUCACUGGUUAUUUUGAACCCGUCUCCUUUGCAGAAGCAGUGUUUCGCGCUCUUGAACUCAUCAAGGACGAGAAAUAUAUUCAAAGAUGAGAAUUUGGUCUCGAUUACUGCUGUUCAUCCUUCAAUCCUCUGCCAUAAGAAACCCGAUUUUGUUGAUAAACAACUCGAGGCCAAACUAAAAAAGCACAACAUGGAUUGUGAUGCAGGGGCAAAAAUCAGGUUCCUUAUUGAGUUGAUUAAGCUAAGCAAGGGGGAAAGAGUACUAGUGUUUGGGCAGUUUCUUGACCCCUUGGAAUUUAUUGGGGAUUUGCUCAAAUUUACUUUUGACUGGACCAUGGGGACUCAAUUGUUGUAUAUGGAUGGUAAGCAAAGCUCGAAGGACAGACAAUCCACGAUAACCCUUUUCAAUGAUCCAACAACUCAAGCUCGGGUUCUUUUGGCUUCCAUAAAGGCUUGUUCCGAAGGUAUCCAUCUUGUUGGUGCGUCAAGGGUUGUUUUACUUGAUGUCGUGUGGAAUCCCUCUGUGGAACGACAAGCAAUAAGUCGAGCUUAUAGGAUUGGCCAACUUAAAGAUGUGUUUGUUUAUCAUUUGAUUAUCUCCGGAACUCUUGAAGAAGCCAAGUAUCGUAGACAGUCUAAAAAGGACCUUAUAUCCGAGCUUGUCUUUUCUUCUUCCGAGGAAAUCAUGCUCAACAAAAAUACCAAGUCAAACAUUUUUGAGGAUCGUGUGCUAGAAGAGAUGGUCGCUCACAACAAUUUGAAACACAUGUUCGACAAGAUUAUCUACCACCCAAAAAUCGAUAAUAUGAUUGAAAGCUUUGGUCCUUAACUCUUGGUUGUUGCGGAUACUUGCUAUUUCCGUGGGUUUUUUGGUUUUGCUCAAACGGGUUUAUUUAUUUUGAUGUAUUUAGUACAUAAAUUGGAACGAUGUUCCUAUAGGUCAUAACUUUUCGUUUUCAGGAUUUAUAUAUACUAUAAUUAUAAUUGCUAAAAAGGAUCAAAUCCCAUUUUACGAUAAUUUAUGUUUUAUCAUAAUUUGUGAAAA
This is a messenger RNA of Amaranthus tricolor (Joseph's coat), 3327 nucleotides long. RefSeq names its product SNF2 domain-containing protein CLASSY 4-like. NCBI's taxonomy places the organism in Eukaryota, Viridiplantae, Streptophyta, Magnoliopsida, Caryophyllales, Amaranthaceae. Bases 1 to 3111 code for a protein of 1036 amino acids. The transcript has 3 exons. Gene Ontology annotation, biological process: gene silencing by siRNA-directed DNA methylation. Gene Ontology annotation, molecular function: ATP binding; ATP-dependent chromatin remodeler activity. The record is from RefSeq and is a predicted model, not a curated record.